AUGGAGUCUGACACGCAGACAGAUAGCGAAGGAUCUUCGCCACCGUCCACGCCCUACAAACGCAGAUGUCCGAUGCAGUCAGGUUCCACGCCGAGCGAGUCGCAUCGGCACGAGAAGCCGGCCGCCAGUAGGGAGUCCACUUCGAGGGAACCGCCGUACAGUCUCACGCCCUACCAACGCAUAAGACCCACGCCGAGCGAGUCGCAUACGCACGAGAAGCCGACCGCCAGUAGCGAGUCCACUCCGAGCGAGUCGCAUAGGCACGAGAAGCCGACCGCCAGUAGCGAGUCCACUUCGAGGGAACCGCCGUACAGUCUCACGCCCUACCAACGCAUAAGACCCACUCCGAGCGAGUCGCAUAGGCACGAGAAGCCGGCCGCCAGUAGGGAGUCCACUUCGAGGGAACCGCCCUACAGUCUCACGCCCUACCAACGCAUAAGACCCACUCCGAGCGAGUCGCAUAGGCACGAGAAGCCGACCGCCAGUAGCGAGUCCACUCUGAGCGAGUCGCAUAGGCACGAGAAGCCGGCCGCCAGUAAGGAGUCCACUCCGAGGGAACCGCCCUACAGUCUCACGCCCUACCAACGCAUAAGACCCACUCCGAGCGAGUCGCAUAGGCACGAGAAGCCGGCCGCCAGUAGCGAGUCCACUCCGAGGGAACCGUCAUGCAGUCUCACGCCCUAUCAACGCAGAAGACCCACGCCGAGCGAGUCGCAUAGGCACGAGAAGCCGGCCGCCAGUAGCGAGUCCACUCCGAGGGAACCGUCAUGCAGUCUCACGCCCUAUCAACGCAGAAGACCCACGCCGAGCGAGUCGCAUCGGCACGAGAAGCCGGCCGCCAGUAGCGAGUCCACUCCGAGCGAACCGCCCUACAGUUUUACACCGUAUCAACGUAUACGUUCCACUGACCACCACGAAUCUAGUCCUUCGUCGGACGACGAAGUAAUAUCUCUACUCGCGCAUAUACCCGGGGCAAUCACUCCGUCUCUCGUCACCGCGGGGUCGGAACCUUACGAAGUAUAUUAUGCGAGUCGCGAAGGAUGCGCACCACACGUGCUUAUGAUGAAACUUGAACACGGCACCUCAUCCCACAACGUUCCCGAUUGGUCCGAGAAUUCGCUACGAAUUUCGUGGGCCGGAAGAAACGGCGCCUCCGCUUUUUUGACGCAUUUAAUGAUGCAUCCGAGUGCGAAGGAACUCUGUAUUCAACCGACUGGCGAAACUGACGUGAUCGAUGCAUUACGUGUAGAAUUGACGCAAUUGCCGUCCUUACCCCGGCUCGAGACGUUAAAAAUGGCCGGAUGUUAUAUGAUCGGAGAUGUGGACGCUUCCAAAAUACUCGCUUCUUAUCCAAAUCUGACCUUUGUGGACCUAUCGUCUUGUAUGCCGGUGGGGGACGUUGCCGUCAUGAACGUUCCCAAAACUGCGCAGACCGUGCUACUAGCAAACUGUGAGAAUGUCACCGAUAACGGUCUUGACCUUUUGGCUGCUAACGCCGGAGAAAUUCUCGUACACGCGGACCUUUCGGGACUAGUUAAAAUAACGGACAGAGGCGUGCGCGGUUUCUUAGCCAAAUGUGUAAAGUUAGAGACAAUAAAGUUGUCCGGAUGCUACCAACUCCGUAUGGACAUAUUUGACGUGAUUGCCAAUCGAGCGCCGCAGAUGUUGAAGUACGUCGACGUAUCUUUCUGUUACGAUGUAAAUGUAGACCUUUUGCAUCGAGGACAUACUAUGUUUGACGAGAAGCGAAACUGUAGACACGUGGUAGUAGUAUGCCCCUAUAGGCAUACGCACCCGGUAUUUUGUGAAAGGAAAUAA
Molecule: messenger RNA, 1818 nt
Organism: Ixodes scapularis (black-legged tick)
Lineage: Eukaryota; Metazoa; Arthropoda; Arachnida; Ixodida; Ixodidae
Product: cell surface glycoprotein 1-like
Exons: 1
Coding region: 1-1818 (605 amino acids)
Biological process (GO): SCF-dependent proteasomal ubiquitin-dependent protein catabolic process
Cellular component (GO): SCF ubiquitin ligase complex
Source: RefSeq, a predicted model, not a curated record